Iphiclides podalirius (scarce swallowtail) is the source of this 336-nucleotide messenger RNA. The record is from the annotation of a GenBank genome assembly. Lineage: Eukaryota; Metazoa; Arthropoda; Insecta; Lepidoptera; Papilionidae.
AUGAUGGCAGUUUCGUGGAGGUUUAACGCCGUCAUGUCCUUGAUCAUCGUAAUAAUGAUUCUGCAAGUGAUCGCAGUACGAUACCUACACACGGCAUAUAAGAACGGUCUUCAUUGCGGCAAUCAGAUAACUUGCUACGCGUACUUGCUGCGUUCGGCCACCGACACCAAGGUGCAGCAGACCACACCCACGAGAAGGAAGGCGUUUAGGAGGAAAAAGAAGAAGCAAACGCGCACCCUGCAAUGGGUUACGGGAAGUUCGCCGCAGACUUUGAAGAGAUACGUGAGUUCGUCGGACGUAAACAGUUCUGAUGAGCUAUUAAAGCCGAUAUUUGAA